AUGAGGAAAGAAAAAAGAAUUGCACAUUGCUUAAGUGCACUCGUGGUGGCAAUCAUAUACUCAUGUUGUUUGUUGAAUGUAGUAAUAUCAUGGAGAGUGAACAAAAAUGAAGAUCUCUUGAAAAGUUUGGGAAGUGGAAAUGUUAUAAAAAAAUCGAGAGUCGUAUAUAAUUUAUCCAACGAAAAGAUAUAUCUUAGUGAAGAAUAUUUUGACAAUAUAAGGACAUUACAAAGUAUGCUACUGACGUGUUUCAAAUCUGAAGAGAAAAAAAGAAUUUUAAAUGAUAUUGGUAUAGAAAGUGUAAGAUCUUUAUUUUAUGAAAACUUUAAACAAGAAUUAUAUAGUAAUCUUACAUUUUUUUUCAAAUUCAUAAGAGAAAAUUUUCCAUAUCUUACUAAAAAACUCAAGGAAGAAAAAGAGAAAAAAAACUUAAAUGAAAAACAAUAUGUGUCAAACGAGAGAUUGUUACAGAUAUUAGAAGAUGUUAUUGGUUAUGAUAUAGAAAAAAAUGCAUUUUAUUUUGAAAAAUUAGUUCAAUUCACAACCCUAGGGAAAUGUUUUGAUAUAACAUUUUCAAUGAAUAUACAGAACACACGAAACCCUGUCAUUCUUAUUGCAGAAGUGGAUUCAAAAAAUAACUUUCUACAUGUAAAGAUAAAUAAUAGUGUGGAAGACGAGGAUGAAGAGCCAUCAGGAGGGCUAGGAGCUGUGGGAGGAGAGAAAAUAAAAAAUGCAGAUGACACAGCAAAGAAAGAAAACUUGAUGAAUAAAGACAAAGUGCCAUUUCUGCAAAACAUCAUGAAUCCCCUAAAAACAAGCAACUUGGUGGUAAAAAUGGCAAAAAGAAUGACUUGGCCAACGGGCUAUUUUAGAAAUUUAUGUAGCAAACAUAACUUUCAAGCAGCAUCAGAAAAUUGGGUUGAAUAUUUUUAUAAUCAUAAUGAAACCUUAUGUCAUGUGGAAACAUGUGGUUCAGGGGAUUGUUUAUUUUUAUCUCUGCAAUAUUUAUUAGACAAAAAUGGAAUAAAAACAAAUAAUUUAGUUCUAAACACACAGGUCCAUGAAAGUUCUUUUAUUCCAUGGUAUGUAAGAAAUGUUAAACAAACAGACGAUACAAAAUUUAAUGUUAGUGAUUUGAGAUAUUUAACAACUUUUUAUUAUAUAAAAUAUUUUCCUGGAUAUACAGAAGAUUAUGAAAUUGAUGAACAUUAUAUUAAUGAAAAGUUUAAUCUUCUCAUUAAUCUUGAAUUCACAAAUUAUUAUUUGAAGAAAGAUUUUAUAUAUAAAGUCAUGAAACAAAAUAAAGAGGAACAUAAAAAUAUUAAACCUGUACUUUCACUUAUCUCAAAUUACGUUAGUAAAUAUCUCAACUUUGGUGGACGUCCAUCCACUGAAAAUUCACGAGAAACUUCUUCUUCCUCAAGUUCUAGCAUAUCUAAGAUCAACAAGGAAAAUAAAACUCAAAAUUCAGAUAAUAAUAGUACUGUCAAUAGUAGAAAAAAUAUCGAUUAUCCAAAAACAGACAACAUGGAAAACACUUUAACUGCACAGCUGCAUACACAUAAAAAUAUUCACGAUUUAAGAAAUGUCCUGGGCAAUCCUUUAACACCUUUAAAUGACACCCACAGUGAACAUCCAAUAAAUCCCCUUCUGACGAGUGAUAGGAGAUUGUCUAGUGGAAGUAGCAUUUCCACAGAUACUAUAUACGACUCAAGUGAUGAAUCUAUUGAAAUUCAGAAAUUAGAAGGUGUAAAAGAAGGGGAAAAAUUAGCAAAGGAUGUAUACUAUCGAAUUACCUACAAACCUGGAGAAUCGACAGAUAAUAGUGAUAGUGACGAAGGCACUACUGGUGGUAAUACCAGUACUAGUACUAGUAGAGGUAGUGGUAGUGAUAGUGGUACUAGCGGAGAGACACACUUUUUGAAGAAGCCACCAAUUACCAUUUCGACUAGGAGUAAAGAAAUCCAUGAACUAAAUACAUCAGAUAGAAGAGAUACGCUGAAAUAUAGCAACAAAACGAAAAAUCUUGAACUGCCAAAUGUUGGAUUCUUAAGAUCUAAGGAAGAAAGUGCAUAUGAACACUUGGCCAUACCAAAGGGUUUAGAGGACACUACUACAUAUUCGCAAGAAAUUAUGAAAACAAAAAGGAAUUUUACAAAUCAGGGUGUCCUACGUGCAUCCUAUUACAACAAUCCUGUAACAUCUGGAAUGCUCGGUGCAGAAGUAGAAUAUGAAAAAAAAAAACUGAUGAAUCCAAAUGCACCAGCAAAAUCAGAACAACCAGAUGUUAUAGUAGAGGAAAUUUACAGUGAUGAUGAAGAAGCACAAAAAGGAAAAACAAGCAUAACGAAAAACGACAAUGAUAAUGAUGAUUAUGAAGAUAUAUUACAAGAUAUACACGAACCUGGGUAUAGAGUGUAUGAAUUAAUUUUUUUCAAAUUAAUAUCCCUAUCAGCUAAUAAAAUAACUUUUGAAGAAUUAAAAAAAAUGAAUAAAACAAAUAUACAGAAUUUAAUAGGAACAAAAUUUAAAUCCAAAAUUAUAGGUUCUCACGUUUUUAUGAAACAAAUAACAGAAGGGACUAUCCUUCCAUUUUAUAACUUUGUUAAUAUAAAAAAUAAAUUAAAUAAUGUGAAUAGAAAAAUAAAUUAUGCACAUCCAGAUAUAUACGUUGCUGUGAUAGAAACUACAUUUAAUAAAAAAAUUAAAAGAAAAAAGGAUGGAUUACUUACUAAUAGCUUAAUUUUCAAACACAAUGGAGAUUGUAUAUCCUACUGGUCUAUAAAAAAUAAUGAUUAUCAUUUUACUUGUGAUAAUAAAGUUAUCGAAACAAAAACAAUUGAACAAAAAGCUUCUGCUCUCUUCUAUGAAAGAACAAGAACUGGACAUACCCAUUGGGGGGAUGAAACAGAUUAUGAUUCUUUUCAAAAAAUGUUUAACAUUGGAUUGAUUACUUUUAUGAAUAACAACACCAAGUUCUUUUUUUCAAAAAAUACUUUUAAAGAUUAUCCAAUAUACUUUUUGAUUUACUUCUAUUCUGGUAUUCACUUCGAACCUGGUAUUCACAUCUCAGUCCAUGGCGAACAUGAAACAUGUCAUUCUUCUUAUGACAGAAAUCAUAUUCCCUCGUCCUUUCUACAGGUUCCCAUAGAGUAA
This is a messenger RNA of Plasmodium gonderi, 3156 nucleotides long. RefSeq lists its product as hypothetical. The coding region runs from base 1 to 3156 and encodes 1051 amino acids. The record is from RefSeq and is a predicted model, not a curated record. NCBI's taxonomy places the organism in Eukaryota, Apicomplexa, Aconoidasida, Haemosporida, Plasmodiidae. The transcript has a single exon.